UGCAACCGCCGCUUUCCUUCCAACAAAACAAAAUUCAGAAAAUGGUUACAAGACAUUUUUUCGGCGCGAAGCUGUAGUGCAGCGGCAGAGAUCGUACCCAACCGAUUCCUGCAGCUUGAUUGAAGUUCUCAUCAAGUUGAGCUGUGGAAUUGGGAGAUUGACGCUAUAUUCGAUUGCUUUAUCCUAGGAUUUUAUGAGCGGUUAAUGGAAAGCAGCACCAUGGAUGGGGAUUGCGAUUGGAGGCUUCAAUCGGAUUGGUACUCUCCGAAUAGGCUCCACAGCAGUCCCGUGGAAUUUGAUUUUCCGGGAGAUCGGUUCAUUCCGAAUAGGAGCCUGAUGGAUCUCGAUCAAGCUCACGGGGAAUUGACAAACAGGACUGAUAACGGACUGCGCAAGACCAAGGUUGAAUACCGUCGACAAUUGGAAAAUUUGAGGCUGGAUGCCGAAGGGCGGCCAUUCCAAAUGCUGGUUUUCAGAGGUAGUCCUAAAUCGAGUAGGAAAACAGGGCGUCUAAUAGAUGAGAUGCGGCGCAGUGAUGAGGAAAUCCCGGCUUGUCGACCAUUGAUGCGUCAAUUCCCUAAGAGGGCAUGCCAUAUUUUGGAUGCACCCAACAUGAAGGAUGAUUAUUAUCUCAAUAUAAUGGAUUGGGGCAAAACCAACAUUCUUGCUGUGGCUUUGGGAGCAAAGGUUUACUUGUGGAAUGCCGAUACUUGUAAGAUUGAGUUGUUGUCGGACGUUGGGGAGGGCAAGUAUCCUGCCAGUGUGUCGUGGUCUGAAGAUUCGAAAAUGAUAGCAGUAGGAUACAGUUGUUCCAGAAUACAGAUAUUCGACGCCGAAUCUCUCAAACCUGUGAGAUGUCUUAAUGGUCACGAGAGAAGAGUUGGGUCCCUUGCUUGGAACGGGAACAUAUUGUCGUCUGGAAGCUGUGAUAGAGCUAUCGUUAAUCACGAUCUAAGAGCAAGAAGAAUGCUGUCCUGUAUCAAAGAGCACAAAGGAGAAGUCUGCGGAUUAAAGUGGUCGAUCACAGGCAACAAGCUGGCAAGCGGAGGAAACGACAAUGUAGUCUACUUAUGGGACGCGUGUAAAAUGAGCUCGAUGCACUAUACCUACCAGCUCGCCGAUCAUUGUGCAGCAGUUAAGGCCCUCGCGUGGUGCCCUCACGACUACAACGUGCUGGCCACCGGGGGAGGCUUGAAUGACGGAUCCAUCAGGACAUGGAACACGCAGAAUGGAGCUUGCAUCAACAACAUCGAUACCAGGGCGCAGGUUUGCGGGCUGCUCUGGAACAGACAUCAUAAAGAGAUACUAAGUGGCCAUGGCUACGGCGCGGAGCACAAGAAUCAAUUGUGCCUGUGGAAGUACCCUUCUAUGUCCGAGAUAGGCGAAUCGGUCACUCAUAGUUCAAGAAUCCUCCAUCUAACACAGAGCCCUGAUGGCCUAACUGCAGUCUCGGCCGGAGAAGAUGAGACGAUACGUUUCUGGGAAGUGUUUGGUCCAGCAUCCCAAGCUGAUUCCAAGACUUCAUAUUUGGAAGGACUCUUGUCUCUCAAAACAACACCACUUAGAUGAAAUGAUAAGAACAGAAUCUUGGCCUAUAUAUCAGAACAAGAAAUGAGGAUGAAAGUUGAAGUUGUUCAUACUAUUCAUUGAGGAAACAAACCUUCAUGAACUGAUAAAGGUCCCGGAUUUAGCUCUGCAUUUGUAGCGGGUUGAAUAUUGGCGAAGUCGAUAAGAGCUUUAAUCGAUGUAGAGUUGCUGAGGGGAGGAGAAGCAACAAUGGGAACAAGCUAGAAAAAUGGUGAUCUGAUCAUACUCGAAUAGUACAGUAAAAGCUCCUCAGAUAUCGAACUUUUAAUGAAAUUUCAAGAGUUUCUGCAAAUUGAGUUUUUGCUCACAAUAUUGAGAAUCGAUUAAGGCUGUAUUGUAUAUAGAUUGAUGAGGCUUUUGCAACCAAAGUUGAAGAUGAUAAACAACGUAUCGUUAAGGUUCUAAGCUUGAUAAUCAUUCAGUUCAUGUUAUAUUAUAGUAACAUAUUUCCUAGGCCAUAUAGUUCAUUUUGUUGUGACGGAUUAGGAUUAAUGAUCAAAUAACAAACAUAAAACGUAAAGAAAAUAUACAUUUACGUAGUUCACCAACAACGUGUUGGCUACGGACAUAAACGGAGAAGGCCAAGGCCAGGUUUAUUGACUUAUAAUCUCUAAUUCUAUUUAAAUAAACCAAAAGAAUACAUCAGACGGGUUCAACCCAAUACCAUCUCAAAAGUUCAAUACUACCGUUGGCUCCCUCAGACCCAGGCAAAGGUGACUUUGCCCCCUUGACCCCAUCUCGCUAACUGGGCAACGAUACCCAGCGAAGCUCAGCAAAAUAGCAAACUAAAUUAAAUACAUAUCAACACAUUUCAAGAACAGGAAAUAAGAACUAAUGGCCUAUA
Molecule: messenger RNA, 2431 nt
Organism: Andrographis paniculata
Lineage: Eukaryota; Viridiplantae; Streptophyta; Magnoliopsida; Lamiales; Acanthaceae
Product: cell division cycle 20.2, cofactor of APC complex-like
Exons: 9
Coding region: 205-1569 (454 amino acids)
Biological process (GO): positive regulation of anaphase-promoting complex-dependent catabolic process; anaphase-promoting complex-dependent catabolic process; positive regulation of ubiquitin protein ligase activity
Cellular component (GO): anaphase-promoting complex
Molecular function (GO): protein binding; anaphase-promoting complex binding; ubiquitin ligase activator activity
Source: RefSeq, a predicted model, not a curated record